This is a messenger RNA of Galeopterus variegatus (Sunda flying lemur), 1980 nucleotides long. It is a transcript of the gene STX11, whose product is annotated as syntaxin 11. Gene Ontology annotation, molecular function: SNAP receptor activity; SNARE binding. NCBI's taxonomy places the organism in Eukaryota, Metazoa, Chordata, Mammalia, Dermoptera, Cynocephalidae. The record is from RefSeq and is a predicted model, not a curated record. Gene Ontology annotation, cellular component: synaptic vesicle; presynaptic active zone membrane; plasma membrane. Bases 6 to 869 code for a protein of 287 amino acids. Gene Ontology annotation, biological process: exocytosis; synaptic vesicle fusion to presynaptic active zone membrane; intracellular protein transport. The transcript has a single exon.
GCAAAAUGAAGGACCGGCUAGCAGAACUUCUGGAGUUGUCCAAGCACUAUGACCAGCAGUUCCCAGACGGGAACGAUGACUUUGACUACCCCCACGAGGACAUCGUGUUCGAGACGGACCACAUCCUGGAGUCACUGUACCGAGACAUCCAGGACAUUCAGGAUGAAAACCAGCUGCUGACGGUCGACGUGAAGCGGUUGGGAAAGCAGAACGCCCGCUUCCUCACGUCCAUGCGGCGCCUGAGCAGCAUCAAGCGCGACACCAACUCCAUCGCCAAGGCCAUCAAGGCCCGGGGCGAGGGCAUCCAGCGCAAGCUGCGCGCCCUGAAGGAGCAGAGCGAGGCAGCCGAGGCCCAGCAGGGGGCGCACUCGGCGGUGGCGCGCGUCGCGCGCGCGCAGUACGACGCACUCACACGCCUGUUCCAGCGCGCCAUGCACGAGUACAACCAGGCCGAGAUGAAACAGCGCGAGAACUGCAAGAUCCGCAUCCAGCGCCAGCUGGAGAUCAUGGGCAAGGACGUCUCGGGCGACCAGAUUGAGGACAUGUUCGAGCAGGGCAAGUGGGACGUGUUCUCUGAGAACUUGCUGGCUGACGUGAAGGGCGCGCGGGCGGCCCUCAACGAGAUUGAGAGCCGCCACCGCGAGCUGCUGCGACUCGAGGGCCGCAUCCGCGACGUGCGCGAGCUCUUUCUGCAGAUGGCCGUCGUGGUGGAGGAGCAGGCCGACACGCUCAAUGUCAUCGAAUUGAACGUGCAGAAGACCUGCGAAUACACCGGCCAGGCCAAGGCGCAGAUACGCCAGGCCGAGCAGUACAAGAAGAAGAACCCCUGCCGGGCCAUCUGCUGCUUCUGCUGCCCCUGCCUCCACUAGCCCGCUGGCCCGAGGUGGGAGGUUCCCAGCUCCUCACGGAACUCAGUCUUCAGAGGAAGAAGAAACGGGAGGUUCCAAGAUUCCAGCCCAGCUCGUGCUUGCAGAGAUGGUUGAUACCAUCCGACGGUCCUUGUGUAAAGACAGUCCUACUGAAGCUGUGGGAGGCCCUUAUGUGACACAGGGCACUCUUACCCUCUUAAUGGAAGCCGAAUAAGGAACUGAUGUUGUAUCUGACUGUAGCCUAAGUGUCCCAAGGCAUGCCUCCUGGUGAAAACUAAAGGAGAAAGUCAAUUUUCCAUCUACUAAUAGUUGCAUUUAUCAUCAAAACUUAAAUUCAUUCACAUUGUCCUGAAAGUUCCUUGAGUAUGUCAAUUUCGAGUGAAAUUGGCCGCGGGAAAAACUAUGCCUUUCAUUUCUGAUUCUGCAUCUGGCUUAUGCUAUGUGAUUCCCCCACUUCCCCACCCUCGCCAUAGACCUUUCUGCUCACCUCCCCUACUUACUAAAAUCACAUGGAACACUUACUAUUUCCUUAUCUCUUUCACUUUUGAUAUCUUCCACCAGAGUAUAUUUUGAUAUUAUUUUUCCAGAUAUUUUUAAGCACUGAAUAUUGAACAAGCACUCGAAUUAAAGUAUAUAUCAGUCACAUUUUUUGUAUUCUUCACAGUUAAAAAUUAUUUAAAGUUUAUCUUUUUACUUGAUUACAUAUGCAUAUAUGUAAAUGUCAAAUACUAAUAUUCACUAAAGCAUGUACAUAAUGACCAAUUGGCUUUACUUUUGUAAGUAUGGUAUGUAAAUAUCAAGGCAAACACUUUCUCUGGCUACUGGUGUUGGUUUGCUUGUUUUGAGUUUAUCUCACUCUGGUCUGCACCUCCAUAGUUCAGAUUGGGUCAAAACUUUAUUGUGAACAACUCUGCAUUGGUUAUGGUGGUAAAGACAAGUGAUGAAGGGUGAAAAUGAAUACAGAACUAGAGAUAAUAAUGUAAUAUUCUUGGAAAUACCACUUUUGUUUUACUGUGGACCAUUUCAUUCAUUCAUUGAAAUGGAGUAAUUUAAAAUAAAAUAAUCUUGUUUUCAAGUAAGCUUAAUAAACAUUACAUUAUAAAUAUACUUA